GAAAGACGGGCAGAAGAAAGCGGCAGCAUCCCGGCCCCCCAGUGCCUGCAGCUCCUCCAUCUGCACAGCGGAGCUGGACGGACCAGCCACAAUGUGGAGAGCACCGCUACUUCAGCUCUUUCUCGCCUUCGUGUGCUGUGUUGGAUGGAGCCGUUCUGAAGGAUGUGAGUUGGGGCAGUUCCGCUGUGCGACAGGUCGAUGUAUACCAGGCAACUGGCACUGCGAUGGCACGUCCGACUGUGUGGACGACUCUGAUGAACACGACUGCCCUCAGGUAACAUGUGAUCACAGCCACUUUGAAUGUUUGAGUGACGGCGAGUGUAUUCCCGUUGUGUGGGUGUGUGAUGACGAGGAGGACUGUGAGGAUGGCUCAGACGAGAGGCACCACUGCACUGGAAGGACGUGCACCAGUGGGCAGUUCAGCUGUAGUAACGGGGCGUGCGUCCCUGGAGAAUACUGGUGUGACCGUCUGGCAGACUGCUCGGACGGCUCCGAUGAGAGAGACUGCCAUUACCCCGAGUGUACACAGCUGAGGUGUGCCAAUGGGGCCUGCUACAACCGGACCCAGAAAUGUGACCAGAUACUGGACUGCCGCGAUGGCUCUGAUGAGGCAAAUUGCACACAGCGCUGCAACACGGGUCUGUUCGCUUGUCACAACGGGCUGUGUAUUCCUCAACGCUACGUCUGUGACCAUGACGAUGACUGCGGGGACCGAAGCGAUGAGCUGAACUGCACAUAUCCCACAUGUAGAGGGAACUACUUUACCUGCCCUACUGGCCGCUGUAUACACCAAAUCUGGGUUUGCGAUGGAGAGGAUGACUGUGAGGACAAUGCAGAUGAAAAAGGCUGCGAUAAUGUACCGCGGGAGUGUUACCCAGGUGAAUGGCCCUGUCCGUCCUCCGGCCUGUGCAUACCCAUCGAUCAGUUGUGUGACGGAACGGCUCACUGCUCCGAGGGAGAGGACGAAAGUAACACCACUGUCGGCCGCAACUGUGGUAUCUGGAGAUGUGCCUCUCUGAGCUGUGAGCAUCGCUGCCAUGCUUCCCCUGAUGGAGGGACCUGCUCUUGUCCUCCUGGAUUCAUUGUGAGCAGCAACGACAGUCGCUCAUGUAUAGACUUUGACGACUGUUCGAUGUGGGGCGUGUGUGACCAGCUGUGUGAGGAUCGCACGGGCUCCCACCGCUGCAGCUGUCGAGAGGGCUACACCCUGGAGCAGCACAGGCACUGCCGGGCCGACGUCUCGACUGGAGUCCCUUCCUUGCUAUUUUCCAAUGGCCGAGACCUGCUGAUAGGUGACAUUCAUGGCAACAGUCAGCGCACCUUGGUUCCUUCACAGAACAGAGGGAUUGCAGUGGGGGUGGACUUCCAUUAUAAUCUAAAUAGGAUAUUCUGGACUGAUACCAUUCAGAAUAAGGUGUUUUCUGUGGACAUGGACGGUUCCAAUAUGCAGGUGGUUUUAAACGUCUCAGUUGACUACCCUGAGAAUUUGGCGGUGGAUUGGGUGAACAAUAAACUGUAUGUGGUGGAGACCAGCGUCAACAGGAUCGACUUGGUUGACUUUGAUGGAAGUAACCGGGUCACACUCAUCACCGAAAACCUCGGAAACCCUAGAGGACUGGCGCUGGACCCCACCGUCGGGUAUAUGUUCUUCUCAGAUUGGGAGGCAUUGAACGGACAACCAGGACUGGAGCGCGCCUUUAUGGACGGCAGCAACCGUUACGGGAUCAUUGGGACUAAACUGGGUUGGCCAGCUGGAAUCACACUAGACAUUGAAGCCAAGCGCAUCUAUUGGGUUGACAGUCGCUAUGACUACAUUGAAACUGCAACAUAUGAUGGUCUUCACAGAAAAACAGUGGUCCACGGAGGUGCUGUGAUCCCACACCCAUUUGGCAUCAGUCUGUUUGAGCACAACGUCUAUUUCACGGACUGGACCAAGAUGGCCGUGAUGAAAGCCAACAAGUUCACUGACAGCAGUCCUCAAGUUGUGUACAGCACCUCGCAGGCUCCACAUGGAGUUGCAGUGAUACAUCAGUUGAAACAGCCUAAUGUUCCAAACCCUUGUAGUGUAGACACAGGGGGAUGUGAGCAGAUCUGUGUUCUGAGUCACAGGAGUGACAACGGAGGACUGGGGUACCGCUGCAAAUGUCGCAUGGGCUACGACCUGCAUGCUGAUGGCAAGAGAUGUUUCGCUGUGAGGCAGUUCCUGCUGUUCUCCAGCCAGCUGGCCGUGAGAGGGAUCCCCUUUAACCUGUCAUCUCAGGAGGACAUCAUGCUACCCGUUACCGGAUCCCCUUCCUACUUUGUCGGGGUGGAUUAUAGUGCUGAAGAAGAUGCCAUCUUCUUCUCUGACACAGCCAAAGAUAUUAUAUACAAACAAAAAGUGGAUGGGACUGGCAGGGAGGUGCUGGCAGCCAACAGAGUGGACGGAGUGGAGGACCUGGCUUACGACUGGAUUUCCCAAAACCUCUACUGGACUGAUCCGCGAUACAGGAGCAUAUCUGUAAUGAAGCUCGCUGAUAAGUCCAGGAGAGCCAUCGUACAAAACCUCAACAAUCCCCGGGCCAUCGUGGUGCACCCUCCCAUUGGGUAUAUUUUUUGGACUGACUGGUACCGGCCGGCGAAGAUUAUGAGGGCUUGGGGUGACGGGUCACAUGCUCUGUCUAUUGUAAACACUACUCUUGGCUGGCCAAAUGGCCUCGCUAUUGACUGGAGCUCAAUGCGUCUGUAUUGGGUGGAUGCCUUCUUCGACAAAAUUGAGCACAGCAAUUUCGAUGGACGGAACCGGCUUUCUUUGGGUCGCAUAACCCAAAUCUCCCACCCGUUUGGUCUUACCAUUUUCGAAGGCUAUGCAUAUUUCACCGACUGGCGCCUGGGUGGCAUUGUGCGUGUGCGCAAGACGGACGGCGGGGAAAUGGUCAUUAUCAGAAGAGGAAUCAGCCACAUCAUGCAUGUCAAGUCUUUCGAUUCCAACUCUCAGAUCGGUUCCAACCUCUGCAGGAGGCAGACGAAUCCCAAUGGCGACUGCAGCCACUUCUGCUUCCCGGCCCCGGACUCACAGAGGGUGUGUGGCUGUCCGUACGGCAUGAAGCUGUUGCCCAACCAGCAGACGUGCGUGGAAGACUCGUCCAACGAGCCCCCGACACUGCAGUGCGGAGCCAAUUCCUUCUCCUGCGGCAACAGCAAAUGCGUCCCAAGCAGCUACAGAUGCGACGGUGUUGACGACUGCCAUGACAACAGUGACGAAGUCGACUGUGGAAUUAACAACACAACUUGCUCCCCCUCUGCAUUUACGUGUGCCAACAAGCACUGCGUGCCUACAGGGUGGCGCUGCGACGGGCAAAACGACUGUUUCGAUAACAGCGAUGAGCACAACUGCCCUACAGCGAUUCCCGGAACGUGCCCUGCCAAUCAGUUUACUUGUGCCAACCACCGCUGCAUCCCACAAACCUGGCGUUGCGACACCGAUAAUGACUGCGGGGACAGUUCAGAUGAAGCGGACUGCCAUCUGAGAGGCACAUGCAAUCCGGGACAGUUUCAGUGUCCUGACCACCGUUGUAUAGAUCCCAACUAUGUCUGUGACGGGGACAGGGACUGUGUGGACGGGGCGGACGAGCAGGGAUGCAUUUACAACUGCACCGGGAAUGAAUUCAAGUGCUCCAGCGGUCACCAGUGUAUCAACUCCUACUACCGCUGUGACGGAGUCUUUGAUUGCAGUGAUCGCUCAGACGAGCAGCGCUGUCCUACAAGGCCCCCUGGGAUGUGCCACCAUGAAAGCGAGUUCCAGUGUCAGUCAGACGGGAGCUGUGUACCGUCCACCUGGGAGUGUGACGGUCACCCGGACUGCGAGGACGGCAGCGACGAACACCACGCCUGUCCGCCUCGCACCUGUCCCUCCUCGCUCUUCCGCUGUGACAAUGGGAACUGUGUGCUGCGCAGCUGGCUUUGUGAUGGGGACAACGACUGCAGGGACGGGAGCGAUGAAAGGGACUGUCCCACGCCGCCGUUUCGAUGCCCGAGCAUGCAGUGGCAGUGUCCGGGCCACAGCCUGUGCAUCAAUCUCACCACAGUUUGUGACAACACUCCUGACUGCCCCAAUGGUGCCGACGAGUCUCCUCUCUGCAACGAGCCUUUGCCAGAUCAGGAAAGCUGCUCUGACAACAACGCUGGCUGCACCCACGUUUGUAUCCAAGGGCCGUUUGGGGCCCAGUGCUCCUGCCCCGUGGGUUAUCAACUGAGCAAUGACUCCAAAACCUGUGAGGAUGUAGAUGAGUGUUUUUCCCCGGGACUGUGCAGCCAGCACUGCUUCAAUGAGAGGGGAUCUUUCCGUUGCCACUGCCAGGAGGGUUAUGCCCUCGAAGCCAACCAGCGUACCUGCAAGGUCUCAGAUUCUCGUCAGGCGUUCUUGUUGGUCGCCAGCCGAAAUCAGAUCGUGCAAGAUGACAUAACCGCUCAGCCCAACGUGGUCCGCUCACUGGUUCGGGACGGCCGCAACAUUGUGGCCCUGGAUUUUGACUCAGCCACUGACCGCGUGUACUGGUCCGACACGAGCCAGGACCGAAUCUGGAGUGCGAACAAAAAUGGCAGCGAUAGAACUGUGGUAUUUGACAGUGGAGUGACUGUAACAGAGAGCCUCGCUGUGGACUGGGUGGGCAGGAACCUCUACUGGACUGACUACGUCUUGGAGACUAUUGAAGUGUCUAAACUGCAGGGAACCCACCGCACUGUUUUAGUCAGUGAAAAUGUCACCAACCCCCGAGGCCUGGUGCUUGACCCGAGGGACGGUGCCCACCUGAUGUUCUGGACCGACUGGGGGAGGAACCCCCGCAUUGAGAGGGCCAGCAUGGAUGGGAAAUUAAGGACUGUUAUUAUAAACGCCAAGCUGUACUGGCCCAACGGUCUAACCAUAGACUACCCGAACAAUAUGCUCUACUUCGCUGAUGCCUACUUGGAUUUCAUUGACUUCUGCGACUACGACGGCAACAACAGGAAGCAAGUCGUGGCCAGUGACCUGGUACUGCAACAUCCCCACGCAAUUACCAUUUUUGAGGAUUUUGUGUAUUGGACCGACAGAUACAUCAACCGCGUGAUGCGAGCCCAUAAGUGGCACGGGGAGAACCAGACAGUGAUGCUUUUCAACCUCCCUCAGCCCAUGGGUCUGGUGGCAGUACACCCGGCCAGGCAGCCUGCGGGUGAAAAUCACUGCUUGAGGAGUCCCUGUACUCAUAUCUGUCUGCUUUCUGCUGUGGGACCAAGUUACUACUCAUGUGCCUGCCCCUCAGGCUGGACUCUGGCAGUGGACCAAAUCACCUGCACCAGAGUUGAGGAUCCUUUCCUGGUGGUUGUGAGAGACAGCAUCAUCUAUGGCAUUUCCUUAAACCCAGAUGAGAAGAGUAACGAUGCCAUGGUCCCGAUUGCUGGGCUCCAUAAUGGCUACGAUGUUGACUUUGACGACAAUGAACAGACCCUCUACUGGGUGGAGCACCCGGGUGAGAUCCACAGGGUGAAGUCAGAUGGAACUAACAGGACAGAGUUUGCCCCCGCUGCCAUCCUUGGCUCCCCUGUCGGCCUGGCCUUGGACUGGAUGACAGAGAACCUGUACUACACUAAUCCAGCUACACAGUCGAUAGAGGUUUUGAAGUUGAGAGGGGAGGCGCAGUACAGGAAAACUCUCAUCACUAACAACGGCUCUCCAACUGGUGCUGGCAGUCCCGUUGGCAUCGCAGUGGACCCAGCACGUGGCAAACUGUACUGGACAGACCAGGGAACAGAGAGCGGCAUCCCUGCCAAGGUGGCGUCUGCAGACAUGGAUGGCUUGAACCCUGUCACCUUGUUCACCAACAACCUCGAUCACAUUGAGUUUAUCACCGUGGACAUCCAAGAGAACAAGCUGUACUGGGCUGUCACAAGCACGGGCAUGAUUGAGCGUGGGGAUACGGAUGGGAGUAACCGCAUCACCAUAGUGACGGGCCUGUCUCACCCCUGGGGUGUUGCCGUCCAUCAAAAUUACCUCUACUUCACCGACCGCAAUUUUGAGGUCAUAGAGCGCGUGGACAAGUCCACGGGUGCCAACAGGGUUGUGCUGCGAGACAACGUUUCUGGACUCAGAGUUUUGAAAGUGCAUUACCGAGAGACCUCUGCAGGCACAUCCAAUGGCUGCACAAACAAUGUAGGAGCGUGUGAACAACUCUGCCUCCCUCGGACGCAGGGCCUGUUUACCUGCGCGUGUGCCACGGGAUUCAAACUUAAUGCUGACAACAGGACCUGCGCUCCUUACCAGUCCUAUGUCGUCAUCUCCACUCUGUCUGCCAUCAAAGGCUUCAGUCUGGAAGGGACAGACCACUCUGAAGCCAUGGUGCCUGUGGCUGGGAGAGGCCGUAAUGCUUUGCACGUUGAUGUGCACAUGGCUUCUGGUUUCAUCUACUGGUGUGACUUCAGCAGCACUGUGGCGGCACAAAACGGCGUCAGGCGGAUCAAGCCAGAUGGCUCGGGAUUACAUAGCGUAGUAACAUCUGGAAUAGGACGCAACGGGAUCCGAGGCAUUGCCGUGGACUGGGCUGCAGGCAAUCUGUAUUUCACCAACGCCUUCCUGACUGAGACGUACGUGGAGGUGCUCCGCCUGAACACCACUUUCCGCAGAGUACUGCUGAAGACCCAGGUGGACAUGCCGCGCCACAUCGUGGUCGACCCCAGAAACCGAUACCUCUUCUGGGCCGAUUAUGGCCAGAACCCCAAAAUUGAACGAGCACUCUUGGACGGCACCAACCGCACAAUUUUAGUGUCAUCGGGGAUCAUCACUCCCAGAGGUCUCGCUCUGGACUGGCAGACUGGCUACGUCUACUGGGUAGACGACUCCCUGGACAUGAUUGCCCGGGUCAACCCUCAAGGAGGCGAGACAGAGAUCAUCCGGUUUGGCAGUCGCUACCCAACUCCUUAUGGAAUCGCAGUGUUCGAGAGCAGCAUCAUCUGGGUGGACCGAAACCUCAAGAAGGUGUUCCAAGCGAGCAAACAGCCCGGCAGCGCAGAGCCGCCUGCCGUCAUCAGAGACAACGUCAACAUGCUGAGGGACGUGACGGUCUAUGACCGGCGCGCCCAGCCCACCUCCUCCCAGGAGCUUAACCACAACCCCUGCACGGAGGUCAACGGAGGCUGCGCCCACUUCUGUUUCGCCCAGCCAGAUGGCGGGAAUAAAAAAUGCAGCUGCGCUUUUGGUAACCUCGGAGCAGAUGGCGAGAGCUGCGUGGUGUCGAGGGACGAUUAUCUCAUCUACACAACGGAGAGCACCGUGCGCAGUCUGCGCCUGGACCCCGAGGACCACGCGCUGCCCUUCCCGGUAGUCAACGUGCCACGUACAUCAGUGGCACUGGAUUUUGACCUGACGGACCGGAGGAUCUACUUCACGCAGAGCACAGCCGCAGGAGCAAGCAAGAUCAGCUACAUCAGCCUGUCCUCUCCCACCUCGGAUCCUAUCGUGGUGGCUUCCGAUCUUGGGGCUCCUGAUGGCAUCGCUUAUGACUGGAUAAACAGAAGAAUUUACUACAGUGACUAUGUCAACCAGAGCAUCAGCUCCAUGUCUGUGGACGGCUCUCAAAGAACUAUUAUUGCCCACGUGUCCAGGCCGAGAGCCAUCAUGUUGGAUCCCUGCAGGGGAUAUAUGUACUGGACAGACUGGGGAACUCAUGCAAAGAUUGAGCGUGCUACUUUAGGUGGAAACUUCAGAACAGAGAUUGUGAACAGCAGUCUGGUGUGGCCCAACGGGCUGACCCUGGACUAUGAAGAGGAGAAACUCUACUGGGCCGACGCCAGCUUACAGAAGAUUGAGCGGUCCUCUCUCACGGGGUCCAAUAGGGAGGUCAUCGUCAGCACAGCCAUCUACCCCUUUGCCAUGGCUAUGUUUGGCCAGUUCAUCUACUGGACCGACUGGAACACGCGCAGCAUCUAUCGGGCCAACAAGCAUGACGGUUCUGACCAGAGGGUCAUGAUUCAAAACCUUCCGUCUCGGCCUAUGGACGUCCAUGUUCUGGCCAGCAGGAAACAGCAGCAGUGCGAUAGUCCGUGCCAGCAGUUUAACGGAGGCUGCAGCCACAUCUGCACGCCGGGACCCAACGGAGCGGAGUGCCAGUGUCCCUCGGAGGGCCGCUGGUACCUAUCUGAAAACAAGCACUGUAUAGCUGAUAACGGGACCCGCUGCCAGCCGGGCCAGUUCACCUGCAUGAACGGCCGCUGCAUUCGUACCCAGUGGAAAUGUGACAAUGACAAUGACUGUGGAGAUGGCAGCGACGAGUCGGAGAGAGUCUGUGUCCCACAGCUGCUGUCAUCCUUUAUUGCCUUGUCAGCCUUCCACACCUGUGAGCCGACAGUGUUUACUUGUGGCAAUGGGCGAUGUGUGCCUUACCACUAUCGCUGUGACCACUAUGACAACUGUGGAGACGGCAGUGAUGAGUUGGGCUGUUUAUUCAGACCGUGCGACCCAAACACAGAGUUCACCUGCAGCAAUGGCCGCUGCAUUGCUAAGGACUUUGUAUGCAACGGCGUCAAUAACUGCUAUGACAACAGCACCUCUGAUGAACAAAACUGCCCGGAGAGAACCUGCCAGCCAGAACACACAAAAUGUCAGUCUACCAACAUCUGCAUCCCACGUUCAUACCUGUGUGACGGAGACAACGACUGCGGGGACAUGAGCGAUGAGAGCCCGACACACUGUGCGACGUCCACAUGUUCCCAGACCGAGUUCCGCUGCUCUAGCGGCCGCUGCAUCCCCGCCCACUGGUACUGUGAUGGAGGGGCCGACUGCGCUGACGGCUCGGAUGAACCCCUCUCCUGCACCACGCCGGUCAGAACCUGCACCACAGAUCAGUUUCGCUGUGAUGAUGGCAGGUGCAUUGCCUCAUCCUGGAUCUGCGAUGGGGACAAUGACUGUGGCGACAUGAGUGAUGAAGACCAGAGGCAUGAGUGUGGCAAUCGCACAUGUUCAACUGCAGAGUUCACUUGUGUCAACAACCAACCACCUCAGCGGAAAUGUAUCCCACGCGACUGGGUGUGUGACGGAGACGCAGACUGUGCAGAUGCAUUAGACGAACAUCAAAACUGUUCACGCAGAUCCUGUGGCAUCAACGAGUUCAGCUGUAACAAUGGCCUCUGCAUCCGCAACUCCUACAGGUGUGACCGCCGCAACGACUGCGGGGACAGCAGCGACGAGCAGAGCUGCACCUACCAGCCGUGUCAGCAACACCAGUUCACCUGUCAGAACGGCCGCUGUGUGUCUCACGACUUCGUCUGCGACGGCGACAACGACUGCGGGGACGAGUCCGAUGAGCUGGAGCACACGUGCCACACGCCGGCGCCCACGUGCCCCCCCGGAGAGUUCAGGUGUGACAACGGCCACUGUGUCCCCCUGAGGCAGGUGUGCGACAGGAGCGACGACUGCUCCGACAACAGCGACGAGAAGGGAUGCGGUGUCAACGAAUGCACGGAACCAGCCGUCCAUCACUGUGACCACAAUUGCACCGACACGCCCACCAGCUUCAUCUGCACCUGUCGCCCCGGCCACCGCCUCAUGUCCGACCACGUCACGUGCGACGACAUCGACGAGUGCGCAGAGACGCCGAGCGUGUGCAGCCAGGUCUGCGAGAACACCGUCGGCUCCUACGUCUGUAAGUGUGCCCCGGGAUUCCUCCGGGAGCCCGACGGCCACAGCUGCCGCCAGAACAGUGACAUCUCCCCCUACCUGAUCUUCAGCAACCGCUAUUACCUCAGGAACCUGUCGACGGACGGACAGGCCUACUCUCUGAUCCUGCAGGGCCUGACCAGCGUGGUGGCCAUGGACUUUGAUCGAGUCGACAGGCGUCUUUAUUGGAUCGACGUGAGCCGCAGAGUGAUCGAGAGGAUGUCGUACACGGGCGCUAACAGAGAGGUGGUGGUGAAUGGAGUUCUGCACGGGGAGGGCCUCGCGGUUGACUGGAUAGCCAGAAAACUCUACUGGGUGGACAGCUUCUUGGAUUGUCUCCAGGUGUCUGAGCUGGACGGUCGAUUCGUGAAGAAACUUGCCGAGCACUGCGUGGAUGCCAACAACACCUUCUGCUUUGAAAACCCCAGAGCCAUUGUGUUGCAUCCCAAAUACGGGUUCGUAUACUGGACGGACUGGGGAGACAGAGCCUUCAUCGGCCGUGUCGGGAUGGAUGGAACCAACAAAGCAGCCAUCAUCACCACCAAGAUAGAGUGGCCAAACGGGAUUACCAUUGACUACACCAAUGACAAGCUCUACUGGUCCGAUGCUCACCUCCGUUACAUAGAGUACUCAGACUUGGACGGGCACCACAGACACACGGUGUAUGACGGAGUUUUGUCUCACCCGUUUGCCUUGACCGUGUUCGAGGACUUUGUGUACUGGACUGACUGGAACACGCGCUCAGUGGAGAAAGGAAACAAGUACGACGGCUCUGGGCGCCAGGCCCUGGUUAACACCACCCACCGACCAUUCGACAUCCACGUGUGUCAUCCCUACCGGCAGCCCAUCGUAAACAAUCCCUGUGCUGAGAACAAUGGAGGCUGCUCUCACCUGUGCCUGAUCCGUCAUGCGGGGCGGAACCACACCUGUGAGUGCCCGGACCAUUUCCUGACUGUGCAGAUCGGAGGUGUGACCCGAUGCCUUCCCAUGUGUAGCAGCACCCAGUACAGAUGUGCUAACAACGAACGAUGCAUCCCUAUCUGGUGGAAAUGCGACGGUCAGAGCGACUGCAGAGACGGCUCAGACGAGCCCGCCACUUGCCCGGCUCGUCAGUGCAGGCUCGGCCAGUUCCAGUGCAACGAUGGAAACUGCACCAGUCCACACUUUCUGUGCAACAGCAACCAGGACUGCCACGACGGCUCUGACGAAGACCCUGUGCUGUGUGCCACACACCAGUGUGAAGCCCACCAGUGGCAGUGUGCAAAUAAACGGUGUGUACCUGAGUCAUGGCAGUGUGACGGCGAGGACGACUGCGGGGAUCAGUCCGACGAGGACCCCGCCCACUGCUCCGCCAGAACUUGCCGCCCGGGGCAAUUUAAGUGCCGAAAUGGACGCUGCAUUCCCCAGAGCUGGAAAUGUGACGUUGACGAUGAUUGUGGCGACAACUCUGAUGAACCGUUGGAGGAAUGCAUGGGACGGGAACAUCGAUGUGACAACCACACAGAGUUUGACUGCAAGACCAACUACCGCUGCGUGCCACUGUGGUCUGUUUGCAAUGGCAACAACGACUGCAGGGACAACAGUGACGAGCAGGGCUGUGACGAAGUGACCUGCGAUCCUAACGGAGACUUCCGCUGCGACAACCACCGCUGCAUCCCGCUGAGAUGGAGUUGUGACGGGGACGACGACUGCGGGGACAACUCCGACGAGCGCAGCUGCACUCCUCGCUCCUGCACAGAGAGCGAGUUUCGUUGUGGAAAUCUGCGCUGCAUUCCCGACCGUUGGGUCUGUGACCAUGACAACGACUGUGAGGACAACUCGGAUGAAAGGGACUGUGAGUUGCGGACUUGUCCCCCCGGAUACUUCCAGUGCAGCAGUGGACACUGCAUCACUGAGCGCUUCAAAUGUGACGGCAACGCCGACUGCCUGGACUUCACAGAUGAGACGUUUUGCCCGACCCGCUUUCCCAACGGCACGUACUGCCCCGCGUUCCUGUUUGAGUGCAAGAACCACGUGUGCGUCCAGCCUCAUUGGAAAUGUGACGGAGACAAUGACUGCGGGGACAACUCCGACGAGGAGCUUCACCUCUGCCUGGACAUCCAGUGUGAGGCUCCGUUCCGGUUCCGCUGUGACAACAACCGCUGCAUCUACAGCCACGAGCUGUGCAACUCCGUCGAUGACUGUGGCGACGGCUCUGACGAGAGGCAGGAAAACUGCCAGAGUCCCACUCCUGGGCCGUGUUCAGACGACGAGUACAAAUGCAGCAACGGACAAUGCAUCCCGCUGCAGUACGCCUGUGACGAUUACAAUGACUGCGGAGACCAGUCGGAUGAGCUGGGCUGCCAUCACGGCAGUAGUCACAUGUGCAGCGACAACAUCUGUGAACACAACUGUACUGACCUGACACAGGGAGGCAUCCUCUGCUCGUGCAGACACGGCUUUAAGCCCAGAAUGACAGAAAAGCACACCUGUGAAGAUGUGAAUGAGUGCGAGGUGUACGACACGUGUCCUCAAGAGUGCAAGAACACGAAGGGCAGCUACGAGUGUUUUUGCGCUGACGGGUUUCUUUCCUUCGGUGAGCCGCGCGGGACGGAGUGCGCUGCCCAGGGAAACCCACCGGUGCUGCUGUUGCCAGACAACGUCCGCAUUCGCCGCUUCAACCUGUCGUCCGAGCAGUAUUCGGACUACGUGGACAACGCUGAGCACAUCCAAGCCCUGGACUACCUGUGGGACCCCGAGGGCCAAGGACUCAGUGUGGUGUACUGGACGGUUCUCGGCCGGGGAUCUCAGUUUGGCUCCAUCAAACGCGCCCACAUCACCACAUUCAACGAUAACGGCAACAACCCAGUGAAAGAAGUGGACCUGAACCUGAGAUACAUCGCUAGUCCUGACGGCAUCGCCGUGGACUGGGUCGGCGGGCACAUUUAUUGGACGGAUUCAGGGACCAAUCGAAUCGAAGUGGCCAAGCUAGAUGGGCGGUACAGGAAGUGGUUGAUCCACACAGACCUGGACCAGCCAGCUGCUAUUGUUGUCAAUCCAUCACUUGGGAGGAUGUACUGGACCGACUGGGGCCGGAAGCCCAGAAUAGAAUCAGCGUGGAUGGACGGUCAGCACAGAGAGGUGCUGGUGAAGGAGGAGGACCUGGGCUGGCCUACUGGGCUGGCUCUGGACUACCUCAAUGGAAACAGGAUCUACUGGUGUGACUCCAAAGAAAACAUCAUUGAGUCCAUGAAGCCUGAUGGCACAGACCGAAAUACCGUCAUAUCUGGAGACAUCGGCCAUCCUUACAGUCUGGAUGUGUUCGAGGGGCAUGUGUACUGGACUACAAAAGAUAAAGGUGAAGUGUGGAAGACUAACAAGUUUGGGAAAGGACAUAAGGUCAAAGUGUUAACCAUCAACCCCUGGCUUACUCAAGUCCGCAUCUACCAGGAGCAACGGCACAACCAGUCAGUACCCAACCCUUGUAAGACUGUGUGCAGUCACCUCUGUCUCCUCCGGCCCGGCGGGUACACCUGCGCCUGCCCUCAGGGGUCCUCUCUGGUGCGGUUUGACUCCAGUGAAUGUGAUGCAGCCAUUGAGGCACCUGUUGAAAUGCCCGCUGCAUGUAGAUGCAUGAAUGGUGGAACCUGCUACACUGAUGAAGGCGGUCUGCCCAAGUGCAAAUGUCCGUACGGUUAUGUGGGCAGUUAUUGUGAGGUGGGGAAGUCAAGGGGGGCUCCAGCAGGAACAGCCGUGGCUGUUCUUCUGGCAGUCAUCAUCAUCCUCAUCACUGGAGCUUUGGCUGUCGGGGUUUUCCUCAACUACAAACGAACAGGAUCUUUCAUCCCCCCAAUGCCCAAAUUACCUAACUUCAGCAUCCUGGUGAAGUCCGGAGACAACGGGAACGGUGUCACGUUUCGCUCCGGGGAUAACGUUGACCUGGGACCGCCACACAUCGGAGUGUCUUUCAUUGACUCGGCCAUGCAGAUGGACGAUCAUUUUGCCAUGGAAGCUGGGAGGCAGCCAAUCACAUUUGAGAACCCGUUAUACGCAACAGCACCUGGAUUGUCUGGUGAUCCUGCUGUCAUUCACCCCACACAGGUGACUGUGAAUGUGAGCGGUGAACAGUUGGACAACAGGUUCGUGAACCCGGCGCACCACGGAGGUCCAGAUGUGGCCGUUGUGAACACAUCUUCUGCCAAACCUGUGCAGGAGUCAAAGUGGAGCUUAUUCAAGAAGAAACUAAAGCCAAGCGCCACAUUCGAAAACCCUUCAUAUUCAGAGAUGAAGGACGAGAAGGCCGCAGGCAGCAGAGCGGUCUCCUCUGCCCCCGAGCCCUCUCCGUUUGUCCCCCCCGCCAAACCUCAGAAGACGAAUCGUCCCAGCGCCUUUACGCCAACCGAGGACAGUUUCAAAGACACGGCCAACCUGGUGAAAGCGGACAGCGACGUAUAACCCCCAUCUCUCUCACCGACGGGAAUCGGGACAUAAAAAGAAACACACUUUGCACAGAAUUUAUUUUUUUAUGCAGCCUGUGUACAAACACUCACGUUGUUUUGGGAGAGAGAAAUACAUUUCUAUAGAAUGAAGAUAGAAGUGUGAUGUCACGCCUUCUGACAUUUCUUACGCCAAUUUCUUUUGUGAAUGUUUUUUCUGAUGUACAAUAUGUAUAUCUUUGCACUGAAGCUGCUGAUAGAAAUGUUGAUAAAUAAAUUGUAUAUUUGUAAAUUUGAACAGUACGAUUUUGUCAGAAAAUAUCUUUAAAAUAGAUCCUAUGAGUAGUUCAACAUAAACACAAUUUUAAAAAAAAGCGAGCUGCAUUCGGAAUGUACAGUACUUAUAUGAUUGAUGGUUAUCAAAAGAUGUGUUGAGCAAUGAUAUUGUUUGCCACUGAACAAAACUAAAGAUGUUUCUACUUCAUCUGUUAAGUUUAUAUACCUCAUUUCGGGACUUCAAACUAAACAAAUUGGAUUUGAAGUUAUGGCAUUCCAUUUUUCAAAGAUAUUUGCUCCAGUAAAAAAACAAUAUAAUGAGCUAAAAUAUGUGUGAAGCGUACUUAUUGUACUUAAUCAGACUCAUUAUGUUCCCUGACGUCUUGUGAAUUUGAAUGAUUGUUGAUUGAUUGUUUAACAGUAAUGAUAUUGGAACAAUGGCCCACAUUUCUACCCGAACGUGUCCACGUUUGUUUUGCAUGGAGAUACAUUUCUGCAGUUGAUUAUCUUGAAGAGCAACACAGAUGCUCAUUUUAUAUACACGGUGAAUAAAUUCAAUGAUUUAUUUGUAUCUUAAUGAGCCCAAUAAAAACUGUGUGUGAUCAUUCACCACUUGUCCAUAUGGUUUAAAUUGCUGCUGCUGAGACGUGAAAUGAAUAAAUUUCCUAUUUUGUAA
Messenger RNA from Gasterosteus aculeatus aculeatus (three-spined stickleback), 15031 nucleotides. Lineage: Eukaryota; Metazoa; Chordata; Actinopteri; Perciformes; Gasterosteidae. The record is from RefSeq and is a predicted model, not a curated record.